This is a messenger RNA of Batrachochytrium dendrobatidis JAM81, 925 nucleotides long. RefSeq lists its product as uncharacterized. The record is from RefSeq and is a predicted model, not a curated record. Gene Ontology annotation, biological process: intracellular signal transduction; protein phosphorylation. Gene Ontology annotation, molecular function: protein serine/threonine kinase activity; ATP binding. The coding region runs from base 1 to 909 and encodes 302 amino acids. Gene Ontology annotation, cellular component: cytosol. Lineage: Eukaryota; Fungi; Chytridiomycota; Chytridiomycetes; Rhizophydiales. The transcript has 8 exons.
AUGUCCUUGAUUGAAAAGUACGGCAAACCCGACGAGGUUUUGGGAAAAGGUGCCAACGCAACGGUUCGACUGCUGACACAUAGGAAAGAUGGUGUCGCAAAUAAACUCUACGCUAUCAAAGAAUUUCGCAAAAAGCGUAAAGAAGAAACCGAAAAAGAGUAUAUUAAAAAAGUCAUUUCCGAGUUUUGCAUCAGCUCUUCCAUGCAUCAUGUCAACGUCAUGGAAACGAUAGAUCUCAUUCGUGACGAGCACAAUCGAUGGUGUGAGGUAAUGGAGUACUGUGCAGGAGGUGACCUAUUCAACAAAAUUAUGCACAUAGGGUUUUCGGGUGAUGAGGAGAUACAUUGUUUGUUUCGCCAACUUCUUGAAGGUGUAGGAUACAUGCACUCGGUCGGUGUAGCUCAUCGAGAUUUAAAACCCGAAAACUUGCUGUUGGAUAAUGCCGGACAGACGCUCAAAAUCACGGAUUUUGGCACAUCUGCAGUAUUUCGAACGCAGUGGGAAAAAGAGCCACAUAAGCUCCAUGGUGUAUGUGGCUCACAGCCCUACAUUGCACCUGAAGAAUGGGAUACUCAGCACGAAUAUUUUCCUACAAAAGUUGAUGUAUGGGCAUGUGGAAUGAUUUUAUACGCAAUGCUCAGCAAGAAUCUUUUGUGGAAGAUUGCACAAGUUUCAAACGAACAUUAUGCCAUGUAUUUAAAAAAACGAGAAACAGGUGUGCCUCAGUUUCUAAAAUACCCAUCUGGUCCAUGUCAGAUACUAUACAAGUGUAUAGAUCCUGACCCUGUGAAGCGACCCGAGAUUGCUCAGCUCAUUGAAGAUCAUUGGAUUUCUAGUAUUGAUUGUUGCCAGCUGGCUCAUAAAGGAGCAAAAGGCACGACACAUACACAUUUACAACCCUCUAAAUAAACUAUGGAUUGAAAUU